CUUCUUCCCAGCGUGACUCUUUCGCCCGCACCACCAUGUCCGCCACCUCUGCAGCUGCUGCAACCUCUGCGCCGGAGGUGAUCCCUCCGGCCGCUCAAUCGGCGCAAGGCUCCCAAGCCCUUCCGAAGGUCGCACCGGGAAAGACUGUGCUCAUCGACAACUACGACAGCUUCACUUACAACGUCGUCGAGUUUCUCUCGGAGCUGGGUGCCGACCUGGUUGUGUACCGCAAUGAUAAAGUCACUAUUGAGGAGAUCGAGGCCCUCCAACCCGCAAACAUCGUCAUCUCGCCCGGACCGGGUCACCCUCUGCAUGACUCGGGCAUCUCGAUUCCAUGCAUCAAGCACUUCGCCGGCAAGGUGCCCAUCAUGGGCGUCUGCAUGGGCCUGCAGGCCAUCUAUGCAGCAUACACGGGUAUCGUCGAAUUCGCCGGAGAAAUCCUUCACGGCAAGACUAGCCCCAUCGUCCAUGAUGCUCGGGGUCUCUACGCUGGACUGGCGCCCGACGCUGUCGUGGGUACACGCUACCACAGCCUUGCCGCGCAUCUGGACAGCCUGCCGAGGGAGCUCGUGGUCACUAGCAAGACGGAUCAAGGCGUCGUAAUGGGCAUCCGACACACCCGCCUGGCCGUCGAAGCGAUCCAGUACCACCCCGAAAGCAUCCUCAGCAAAGGAGGAAAAGAGAUGUUUGCCAAUUUCCUCAGCUGGACCGGAGGAACGUGGAAGGAAAAUCCCCAAGCUGGCAUCGACGACGCUGCGGUCGAGCAGGCUGAAUCGACAAAGGAGCCCGUGAUCGCCAUGGCAGCUGCGGGGGGCGCUGGGGCCGCCGCUGCUGCCGCUGCCGGCGCUACUGCUGUCGCCUCGAGCUCCAAGCCAAAUGGUAUUUCAAAGGGCUCCAUUGGGACAAUUUUGGAAAGAAUUCAUCUCCAGCGACUCCAAGACGUUGCCGAAGCAAAGGCUGUCCCUGGCUUCUCGCCCAGAGACCUCGAGACAGGCCUGGCCAUGCAUCUUUCGCCUCCUCUCAUCAAUUUCCCCGCCAGGCUGACAGCCAACGCUGCUCACGGCCUUCCGGGCGUCAUGGCCGAGAUGAAGCGCGCGAGCCCGAGCAAAGGCGACAUCGACCCAGACGCACACGCAGGUGCACAGGCGCUGGCUUAUGCGAGGGGAGGUGCGAGUGUCAUCAGCGUCCUGACGGAGCCAAAGUGGUUCAAGGGCUCGCUCAACGACUUGACGCUCGCCAGAAAGGCUGUCGACGGCAUGCCCAACCGUCCAGCGAUCCUGAGAAAGGACUUUAUCAUCGACACAUAUCAGAUCAUGGAGGCUAGACUCGCCGGCGCCGACACAGUCCUCCUCAUUGUGGCAAUGCUCACCGAUCCUCAGCUCAAGGUCCUGUACGACUUUAGCGUCAGUCUGGGCAUGGAGCCCCUCGUCGAGGUCAACAACCCAGAGGAGAUGACAAGGGCUCUCAAGUUGGGAGCAAAGGUUGUCGGCGUCAACAACCGCAACCUGCACGAUUUCAAUGUCGACAUGGGCACCACGAGCCGCCUGGCCGACGCGGCAAAGGAAGCUGGCGUCAUUCUCGCAGCUCUCAGCGGCAUCACGGGUAGGAGCGACGUGGAAAAGUAUCUGCAAGAGGGAGUUGGCGCUGUCCUUGUCGGCGAGGCUUUGAUGCGAUCCACCGACAAGAAGGCGUUCAUCCAGGGUCUUCUCGGUCUUCCGACUCCGGCUGCGAAUGGAGUGACUUCGACGACGGUCAGCGCGAAUGGUUCUGCAGCUGCCGAAGGCCAUGAGACCCCUCUGGUCAAGAUCUGCGGCAUCAAGACUGUCGACGCCGCCAUCUCUGCCACCAUGGCUGGCGCUGACAUGCUCGGCAUGAUCUUGGCCCCUGGGACGAAAAGGACAGUAACUCUGUCACAGGCAGCUGAGAUUGUCAACGUCGUCCGGUCCUUCAAGGGUGGAGCUGAGUCCAUCCGAGCCGCAUCGGCCGCUCUCACCAUGCAGCAGAUUCAGCAGCAGUCCGAGCACCCUCAGCUUGCAUCUCCUUCUACACCGCUCGUCCAGGGGCAAGACUGGUUCCAGAGUCACGCUCAGAGGAUCCGGACGAACCCACAUGCGCCCCUCAUCGUCGGCGUGUUUCGGAAUCAGCCACUGUCUGAAGUUCAAACAUACGCCCGAGCGCUCCGACUCGACGUCGUCCAGCUGCACGGCAGGACGGAGGACGUGGAAUGGAGCAAGUUCUUGCCAGGCGUGCUCGUGAUCCGCGUUUUCCACGUUGGAAAGGAGACUCGAGAAGGCCCGCAGGACGACCUGCGAGAAGCUACGAGGCCAGGCUACCACCACAUUGCUGCGCUCGACACCGCGGGGUCCAAGACCAACGCCGGCCAAGAGGGCGGGUCUGGCGAGGCAUUUGACUGGAACAUUGUCGAGAGAGUCGCGAACCUCGACCCGGUCCCGAGCCGUGUCAAGGGCGCAGAGGUCCAACGACAGCCAAUAAUGCUUGCUGGUGGCUUGACGCCCGACAAUGUUGUGCAGGCCAUUGAGGCGGCCAAGCCCUUCAUUGUCGACGUCUCUUCGGGCGUAGAGUUGGCCGAUGGCCAAAAAGAUGUUGCAAAGAUCCAGGCGUUCGUCAAGGCGGCCAAGUCUGUCUCUGUCCCGAGUCGAGGCAGGACAGGAACGGUGACGCAAUAGCUCGGCUUCCUCAAUCUUAGACGAGAAAAGUGUAGAAAUAGCGUUGGCCAGAGGAGGCAAAUAUGAUGUUUCUUUCUUCU
Molecule: messenger RNA, 2767 nt
Organism: Acaromyces ingoldii
Lineage: Eukaryota; Fungi; Basidiomycota; Exobasidiomycetes; Exobasidiales; Cryptobasidiaceae
Product: IGPS-domain-containing protein
Exons: 2
Coding region: 36-2687 (883 amino acids)
Biological process (GO): L-tryptophan biosynthetic process
Molecular function (GO): indole-3-glycerol-phosphate synthase activity; phosphoribosylanthranilate isomerase activity
Source: RefSeq, a predicted model, not a curated record